GGGCAGCCCCUCCUCCUCGGCCUCGGCCAAGGGGCUGGCGCCUCCCCGCCUCGCCGGGACCGUCUCGUGCGGGCGGCUGCGGACGCUCGUGGCCGCGGGUGCUCCGGGCUCUGCGCGCGGCGCGCCUGGACCCGAGUCUGCGCCUCCCGAGCGAGGCGGCCGGGCUGCGCUCCGGGGCUCCCGCCGGAGCCGCUCGGGGCCGGCGGCGCCCUGCGCCCUGCCGGGGCGGCUGCGCAUCGGCUGGGACGAACCCGGCGGGGAAGGCAAAGUGAUUUCCCCUUGCCAAACAGAGAGGUUCCGAUUGGCAAGAUGGUGCCCCGCUGUCCCAGCGCGCUUUUCCUCCUGCUGCUGCUCCUCGCCUGCCCCGAGUCGCGGGCUUCCCAGAACUGUCUCAACAAACAGCAGCUCCUCACGGCCAUCCGGCAGCUGCAGCAGCUGCUGAAGGGCCAGGAGACGCGCUUCGCCGAGGGCAUCCGCCACAUGAAGAGCCGGCUGGCCGCGCUGCAGAACUCUGUGAACAGAGUGGGCCCCGACGCCCCCCCCGUUUCCUGCCCUGCUCUGAACGCCCCUCCAGAUGGCAAAAAGUUUGGAAGCAAGUAUUUAGUGGAUCAUGAAGUCCAUUUUACCUGCAACCCUGGGUUCCGGCUGGUUGGGCCCAGCAGCGUGGUGUGUCUUCCCAAUGGCACCUGGACGGAGGAGCAGCCCCACUGUAAAGAUAUCAGUGAAUGCUCCAGCCAGCCUUGUCAAAAUGGUGGGACAUGUGUAGAAGGAAUCAACCAGUACAAAUGCAUUUGUCCUCCAGGAAGGACUGGGAGCCGCUGUCAGCAUCAGGCCCAGACUGCCGCCCCCGAGGGCAGCGUGGCCGGCGACCCCGCCUUCAGCCGCGCGCCGCGCUGCGCGCAGGUGGAGCGGACGCAGCACUGCAGCUGCGAGGCCGGAUUCCACCUGAGCGGCGCCGCGGCCGGCGACAGCGUGUGCCAGGAUGUGAAUGAAUGCGAGCUCUACGGGCAGGAGGGGCGCCCCCGGCUCUGCAUGCAUGCCUGUGUGAACACCCCGGGCUCCUACCGCUGUGCCUGCCCCAGUGGAUACCGGACCCUGGCCGACGGGAAGAGCUGUGAGGAUGUCGAUGAGUGUGUGAGCCCACAGCACGUGUGCCCCCGGGGGACCUUGUGCAUCAACACCGGUGGAGGCUUCCAGUGCGUCAGCCCGGAGUGCCCCGAGGGCAGCAGCAACGUGAGCUACGUGAAGACAUCUCCCUUCCAGUGUGAGCGAAACCCCUGCCCCAUGGACAGCAGACCCUGCCGCCAUUUGCCCAAGACCAUCUCCUUCCAUUACCUUUCUCUGCCCUCCAAUCUGAAGACACCCAUCACGCUCUUCCGCAUGGCCACGGCCUCAGCCCCUGGCCGACCUGGACCCAACAGCCUGCGGUUUGGGAUCGUGGGAGGGAACAGCCGCGGCCACUUUGUGAUGCAGCGCUCAGACCGGCAGACGGGGGAGCUGAUCCUGAUCCAGACCCUGGAGGGGCCUCAGACACUAGAGGUGGACGUUGACAUGUCGGAAUACCUGGACCGCUCCUUCCAGGCCAACCACGUGUCCAAGGUCACCAUCUUCGUGUCCCCUUAUGACUUCUAAGGGUGCCAUGAGGGCACAGGGGUACAGAGAUCUGGGCUCAUUUCUCUUCCCCAAAGACACAGCUGUGGGCACUGACUGCGACAGACAUCUCUCCCUAGCCCACCUGGCCCCUGCCCACCUGCUGUUCACCCAGGUUUCUAGGGCAGUGCUGCAUGCUGUCCCAUGGAGUGACACACAAGGGCAGCCACAAAACCCAAGCUGCUGCCAUCACAUGUUUUCCUCCUUUAAGGGCCUUCCCUUAGAUUAUGCACUAACUUUCUUGAAUCUUUUUUACAGGGGAAUGGGCAACUUUUCAAAAUGCUGUGUGGAUAGCAUUGUGAGUUUGAACUAGCUGGGAGGGAAAAGCUCAUGGUAUGUGUCUGAAAUGAUUGUCAGUCCUCCUGUAUUGUUAUAGUCAAGCCUUGUUAUGAAGUAGUUCUAGCCAUGCUGAGGGCUCAGUCAUGCCCUGUCCCUGUGGCACAGGGGGUGGGUCUCCUGCCACGACCCAGCAUGUUGUUCUUGUCUGCAUUCCCCUCUGUGACAUGCCUGCCAGCCUUCUCAUCAGAGAGCCACAGCAGGGCCUGGAACCCCCACGCAGAUUCUUCUAGACAAAGGAACCAACAUUAAAGCAUAGAUUCUGCCUGAAUUAAUUCCCUUUUGAGAAAUCAUAUCUCAAAACAUAGCCUGGUCUAUAACUGGAGAAAUAGUCUAUUGCUCCCCCCUGCCCACCUGGCCUGUCCCUGAACAUGAGCUAGCCUAGUUCCUUCUAGGAGAGGAUACCUGGCUCUCUUCCUGUCUAGGCUGGAUCCACUGGGGUAAAGGAAUAAGAAA
Molecule: messenger RNA, 2442 nt
Organism: Ceratotherium simum simum (southern white rhinoceros)
Lineage: Eukaryota; Metazoa; Chordata; Mammalia; Perissodactyla; Rhinocerotidae
Gene: FBLN7
Product: fibulin 7
Molecular function (GO): calcium ion binding
Source: RefSeq, a predicted model, not a curated record